Globicephala melas (long-finned pilot whale) is the source of this 2704-nucleotide messenger RNA. It is a transcript of the gene SPATS2L, whose product is annotated as spermatogenesis associated serine rich 2 like. Gene Ontology annotation, cellular component: cytoplasm. The record is from RefSeq and is a predicted model, not a curated record. Gene Ontology annotation, molecular function: protein binding. Lineage: Eukaryota; Metazoa; Chordata; Mammalia; Artiodactyla; Delphinidae.
CAGCGUCUCGCCCUUGAUCGCCGCCCGGCCCGGGGGCCGCGGGUCCGGGGAAACCCGCGCCCCUUGGGCGCCAGGCGGGAGUAGGAUGCGGCGACCCCCGGUGCCAGCAAAGUCGCCGCAGUUGCCCGCGGCGUGACAGGAGUAGAUGCCGAGCGACCCGGCCGCGGGACGAAGCGGUCGCGCUGCGGCGUCUGAGCGGGCGGACCCGGAGUCGGCCGACAGCGGCCCAAGCCCAAGACAGCGGUGGCUCCGGAGAUGCGAGAGGGUCUUCCCGCUCUCUCUCCAUGCUCGACUUUUCCGAGUCUUGGAAGAUCGGCCUCGCUCUCUCCCACUCUGUUCGGCGGUUAAUACUUACUGCAGACGUAGGAGGUGAAGGGCUGAGACUUUACCUGGACGGGGAUGCGACUGAAACCUCCCAUCUUCUCAACUGGAGGUUUCCUCCUCUUGGGGGUUUGAGCAUUGCAGACUCUGACCACUGUCAGGAAUAUCUCCGUGGAUUCCCAGGGCUUAUUCCACUAGAAGCAAGAUGGCUGAACUCAAUACUCAUGUGAAUGUCAAGGAAAAGAUCUAUGCGGUUCGAUCAGUUGUUCCCAACAAAAGCAAUAAUGAAAUAGUUCUGGUGCUACAGCAGUUUGAUUUUAAUGUAGAUAAAGCAGUGCAGGCCUUCGUGGAUGGCAGUGCAAUUCAAGUUCUAAAAGAAUGGAAUAUGACAGGAAAAAAGAAGAACAAUAAGAGAAAAAGAAGCAAGUCCAAGCAGCAUCAAGGCAACAAAGAUGCUAAAGACAAGGCAGAGAGGCCCGAAGCAGGGCCUGUGCAGCCACCGCCGCCAGAGAUACAGAAUGGCCACGUCAACGGCUGUGAGAAGGACAGCUCAUCCACUGAUUCUGCCAGUGAAAAACCAGCCCUUGCCCCCCGUGAGAAAAAGAUCUCAAUACUCGAGGAACCUUCAAAGGCACUCCGUGGGGUCACAGAAGGCAACAGACCACUGCAACAGAAACUAUCCUUAGAUGGGAACCCCAAACCUAUACAUGGAACACCAGAGGGGUCAGAUGGCCUACACUGGUCAGCUGAGCAGCCUUGUAACCCAAGCAAGCCUAAGGCAAAAACUUCUCCUGUUAAGUCCAAUGCCCCUGCAGCUCAUCUUGAAAUAAAGCCAGAUGAGUUGGCAAAGAAAAGAGGCCCAAAUAUUGAGAAAUCGGUGAAGGAUUUGCAACGCUGCACCGUGUCUCUAACUAGAUAUCGCGUCAUGAUCAAGGAGGAAGUGGAUAGUUCAGUGAAGAAGAUCAAAGCUGCCUUUGCUGAGUUACACAACUGCAUCAUUGACAAAGAAGUUUCAUUAAUGGCAGAAAUGGAUAAAGUUAAAGAAGAAGCCAUGGAAAUCCUGACUGCUCGUCAAAAGAAAGCAGAAGAACUAAAGAGACUUACUGAUCUAGCCAGUCAGAUGGCAGAGAUGCAGCUGGCCGAACUCAGGGCAGAAAUUAAGCACUUUGUCAGCGAGCGUAAAUAUGACGAAGAGCUUGGGAAAGCUGCCCGGUUCUCCUGUGACAUUGAACAGCUAAAGGCCCAAAUCAUGCUCUGUGGAGAAAUUACACAUCCAAAGAACAACUAUUCCUCAAGAACUCCCUGCAGCUCCCUGCUGCCACUGCUCAACGCUCACGCGACCACCUCUGGGAAACAGAGUAACUUCACCAGAAAAUCAUCCAAUCACAACAAGCCCUCCGAGGGUAAAGCAGCAAACCCCAAACUGGCGAGCAACCUUCCCAGCACCGCUGACAGCUCUCACCAGGCUGUGCCGGCUAAUAAGCAGAAUGGGUCUUCUAGCCAAAGACGAAGAUUUAAUCCGCAGUAUCACAACAACAGGCUAAAUGGGUCUGCGAAGCCCCAGGGCAGUGGUAACGAAGCUGAUCCGAUGGGGAAGGGCAACAACCGCCAUGAACACAGAAGACAACCACACAACGGCUUCCGUCCCAAAAACAAAGGCAGCACCAAAAACCAAGAGGCCUCUUUGGGAACCAAGACCCCCGAGGCUGCAGCCCAUCCAGAAAAGCCCCGACGAAGGCAGCACGCUGCAGACAACUCAGAGGCCAGGCCUUUCCGGGGAAACGUCUCCAGGGUUUCACAGUGCAAUCUCUGCCCCACGAGAAUAGAAGUUUCCACAGAUGCCGCGGUUCUCUCCGUCCCAGCUGUGACGUUGGUGGCCUGAGCUAGGAGAGAAAAAAAAGCAGUUUUCAUUCAGAUUCUGUUCCCUGCCCGAGGUGCUGACCCAAUUCGCUGCCAAAAGAGAGUCAAUCCGAAUAUACAAACCCUGUACGGCUGUGUCAUCCUCUCUUAAUCAUUUUUUCUAAUUCUAAUAAUCAGCUCUAGCUUGCUUCAUAACUUUCAUGGCUUUGCUUGAUAUGUUGGCGCUUUUUCUCAUCAAGACUUUGCAGCAUUUUAGCCAGGCAGUAUUUACUCAUUUGUUAGGAAAAUCAAGUUGUGGCUAAAGAUCAGAGGCUCAGUAGCAACCUAUGUUGUAGCAGUGAUGUCAGUCCAUUGAUCGUCUUUAGAGAGUUAAUGUUGAAAACAAAAUUCUUAUUGAUCAGACAAACUUGAUCUGCUGAAGACACGUGCGCUUUUCUAGAGUUUAACAUCUGGUGUUUUUCUGAAAAAUAUAUAUAUACAUAUAUUGCUUUAUUUGAAACAAAUUAAAAUAUGCUGCAUUUGA